Messenger RNA from Darwinula stevensoni, 1290 nucleotides. NCBI's taxonomy places the organism in Eukaryota, Metazoa, Arthropoda, Ostracoda, Podocopida, Darwinulidae. The record is from the annotation of a GenBank genome assembly.
AUGAAUACUCACCCCCGCUUUCCACAACGAUACGCCGAUGCAGACCUUCGCUGCUUAUCUCGCCUUGCUUUUCGUGCACAGGUUUCGGGCGGUAGUCCCUCAACUAGGCGAGAGAUCGGCGUGAAGAUGGAAGCUUACGAUAGCGACGUAUUAUGGAUCUUGAUCGUGGGCUUCGUGAUGGCAUUUUCGGCUGCCUUCACGAUCGGCGCGAACGACGUGGCCAAUUCCUUCGGGACUUCCGUCGGGUCCAAGGUCCUCACCGUCAAGCAGGCCUGCAUUCUCGGCGUCAUCUGCGAAACGUCGGGGUCCAUCCUGCUCGGCGCCGAGGUGGCAAAGGCGAUAGGGUCGGACAUCAUCAACGAGAACGUCUAUAACGGAACCGAGAAGCAGAUCAUGCUCGGCUCCCUGGCGACUUUAGGCAAGCCUUUCCCAUGCGAAGCUCAUCCACGGGCAUCGGGAAUCUGGCAGCUGAUAGCGACGUAUUUCCGUCUUCCGAUCUCGACGACCCACGGGGUCGUUGGGUCCAUGAUCGGGUUCAACCUCGUCGCCAAAGGUCUUCCGGGUGUCCAGUGGAAGAACGUGACCAGGAUCAUUGUGUCCUGGCUGUUGAGCCCGAUCGUGGCGGGGACUCUGGCCGCCAUCUUGUACCUGUUUGUGAGGACUUUCGUCCUCCAUAGUAGUCACCCGUUCAAGAGGGGCCUCCUCUUCCUCCCGUUCAUCUAUUUCGUCACGACUGCCGCCAACGUCGUCUCUAUCUUCACCGACGCCCCCUCAUUUCUGUAUCUGAGCAGCAUUCCUUGGUGGGGGAUUGCCUUGUGCACUGUCCUCAUAUCACUCCUUGUCGGCGCCUUAGUUCGUUACGUUCUCAUCCCUCGAGUCAAGCGCCAGCUCAAAGACGCAAAGACUGAUUUGAAAGACGUAAAGGAGGAGGAGAAGGAAAAGGAAGAGAAGGAGAAGGAGAAGGAGAAGGAGAAGGAGAAGGAGAAGGAGAAGGAGAAGGAAAAGGAGAAGGAGAAGGAAAAGGAGAAUGGAGUAGAUGUGGAGGCUGCCGCCAGGAUGGAGCAGACGGACGCGAACACGAGCGUGACGCAUAACACCCUAAAAGGAAAAAUCAACACCAACUCCUUGACUUGGGUACGAGACCCUAUCGGGACCUCAAUUUUCUUUCAAGUUCCGUUUCUUACUUCCAGACUUUUUCAAGGACUUCACUCGAUACGGGAAUUCGCCGUCAAUGUGGAAGGUCGCAGGAUCCGGCUUUACGAUAGCGACAGCGUUGAUCGAAACGAUUGA